Fopius arisanus is the source of this 2083-nucleotide messenger RNA. It is a transcript of the gene kel, whose product is annotated as kelch protein. NCBI's taxonomy places the organism in Eukaryota, Metazoa, Arthropoda, Insecta, Hymenoptera, Braconidae. The coding region runs from base 189 to 2066 and encodes 625 amino acids. Gene Ontology annotation, molecular function: protein binding. The transcript has 5 exons. The record is from RefSeq and is a predicted model, not a curated record.
CUGAACUAAUGACAGCCUUCAGGUGUGGAGAGGGAGAUCAGGAGACAGUCACAAGUACCUGAUGUGUUUUUUAAUUAAAAAAAAAACAUGAGGAACCUGUAAAUUGAAAAUUCUCGUGAUCUGUGCGAUUGUUACCUCGACUUCCAGAUCGAUUGUCUCCAUGAUAUCCGAGAACUCCUGGUAGAACAAUGGAACCUCUGGGUCUGCAAAAUCCACAACAGCAGAAUCCACCUCCUGGGAAUAGUGGAGAUAACGCUGAUAAUGUUGGAAGCUGUCUGUUGCUCCGUUAUGCGAGUCAAAAUUCACUGGACGAGAGCUCGCAAAAACACAUCCCCAGGGAAAGUGGCAAGGACAAACCGCCAUACAGAAAUCAUCAUCACACGAAUCGCGCAUUCGACGUAAUAAAUGCAAUGAGAAAACAAAAUUUAUUAUGCGACGUGAUAUUGGAGGCCGAUGGUGGUGUGGACGUGCCAGCCCACAAAAUGGUCCUUGCAGCGUGCAGUCCCUAUUUCUACGCAAUGUUCACAAGUUUUGAGGAACGCGAUCAGCGACGGAUAAAACUCCAAGGUGUCGAUCAUGCGGCCUUGGAAUUACUAGUUGAUUAUGUAUACACAGCUGAGGUGCACGUCACCGAGGAGAAUGUACAGGUGUUGCUUCCAGCAGCAAAUCUACUCCAGCUGACUGACGUGAGGGAUGCAUGCUGUGAUUUUCUCCAGGCCCAACUGCAUCCAUCAAAUUGUCUCGGGAUUCGAGCUUUUGCUGAUCUUCACGGAUGUCUGGAGCUUUUAGCACACGCCGACAGCUACAUAGAGCAACAUUUUUCUGAAGUGGUGGAAGGCGAAGAAUUCCUGACUCUAGCCCCCCAGCAAGUGGCAAAAUUAAUCUGCAGCGAUCGACUGACAGUGCCAUCAGAGGAGAAAGUAUUCGAAUGCGUGAUAUCCUGGGUUCACUCUGACAUGGAGACACGUCAGAGUCACUUGGCCCAACUCAUGGAACACGUGAGACUCCCACUCCUCUCCCAGGAGUACCUGGUGCAGCGGGUAGAGGAGGAGCCACUCCUCAAGGCGAAUUUGCAAUGCAAAGAUUUUUUAAUUGAGGCACUGAAGUACCAUUUGCUCAAGGGCGAGCAGAAGUCUCUGUUCAAAACCCCCAGGACUAAACCCCGACAACCCAGGGGAUUGCCCAAGGUCCUGCUUGUCGUCGGUGGACAGGCACCAAAAGCCAUCAGAAGCGUCGAGUGCUAUGAUUUCAAGGAGGAGAAGUGGUACCAAGUCGCUGAUUUACCAACUCGCAGGUGUCGUGCUGGAUUGUCAGUCCUGGCAGGUCGUGUUUACGCAGUGGGAGGCUUUAACGGUUCCCUCCGGGUGCGUACAGUGGACGUGUACGACGGUGGUGCAGAUCAGUGGUCAGCAUGUGCAGGUAUGGAAGCAAGACGCUCAACCCUGGGUGUAGCAGUCCUGGGUAAUUGCAUCUACGCAGUGGGUGGUUUUGAUGGCACAAGUGGGUUAAAUUCAGCCGAAGUGUACGACCCGAGGACUCACGAGUGGCGAAUGAUCUCACCAAUGCUCACACGAAGAAGCUCAGUGGGUGUUGGUGUGGUGAAGGGAUUGCUGUAUGCCGUUGGUGGUUACGAUGGUAUCUCACGUCAAUGUUUGACAAGUGUCGAGUGUUACAAUCCAGAGAAAGACAAAUGGAAGCCAGUUGCUGAGAUGUCAGCAAGAAGGAGUGGAGCAGGUGUUGGAGUUCUAGAUGGAAUACUCUAUGCUGUUGGUGGGCACGAUGGACCACUGGUGAGAAAGAGCGUGGAGGCGUACAAUCCUGAGACAAAUCAGUGGUCCUCCAUCGCGGAUAUGGCACUGUGCAGGAGAAAUGCUGGUGUUGUGACCCUCAACAAUCAGUUGUACGUCGUGGGUGGUGACGAUGGAAUGUCGAAUCUGUCAUCAGUGGAGGUUUAUUCUCCGAGGACAAACACCUGGACAACUCUACCCAGUUCGAUGUCAAUUGGUCGAAGUUAUGCUGGUGUUGCCAUAAUCGACAAACCCCAGACAGCCCCCACGUCGAUAUGAGGUUUGCAAACCGCUGG